GCUAUAGCCACAGCUGCGGCAGGUAGGCUCUUGCCUCCUAUGUGUCCAGGUAGUGAAAUGAAAACAACCAGAAGUGAAACUUGAGAUGCCAUCACGACAACAUUUUGAGGACUAAAUCCGCCUAAAUCAAACCACUGUGCCGGUAAACGCUGUUUUCUGGCUUCGACGUUAAGUGGACUAUGCACUACCACAGCUACAUCUGUGUUUUCCUGUUGGGUUUGUAUUCUUGGGGAUGUCUCCCAUGUGUCUCUGCCUGCAAACAUGAGCCAGAGACUCCAGACUGGAGGAUGACUUUGAAAACUAUCCGUAACGGAAUACACAAGAUUGACACGUACCUGAAUGCAGCACUGGAUUUGUUUGGUGGCGAUGACGGACUUUGUCAUUAUAGGUGCAGUGAUGGUUACAAGCCGGUGCCUCGUCCCGGGUACAAGCAACCACCACCCAACGGAUGUGGCUCCCCGCUGUUUGGAUUUCAGUUUGACAUAGGCAUCCCGUCCAUGACCAAGUGUUGUAACCAACAUGACCGCUGCUAUGAUACCUGCGGCCGUGAGAAACACGACUGCGAUGAGCAGUUCCAGGAUUGUCUUGAGACCAUCUGCAGGAAUGUGCAAAGGACUCUGGGAUUGGCCCAGAGUGUCCAAGCUUGUGAGUCAGCAGUGACUCUGCUGUUUGACGCUGUUAUGCACUUGGGAUGUAAACCAUACUUGGACAGCCAGAGAGAUUCUUGUGUGUGUCAGUAUGAAGUGAAGAGGGAACUGUGACGAUCAAGAUUGUGGAACGGACUGAUUCAAAAAGCACAACACUGACAGAAGGAUGCCAGCAAUAAACUUUUCUUGUAGACUUGUAGAUUUUCUCAGGGACAGAGCCUCUUUGCCCUGCACUGACUUGUGUCCGUUGCCUCCCUUUAUUGGAGUUUUGAAAUUAUUAGAAAAAAUAGUGAAAAUAGUUUUUAGAGUGGACAAUUAAUAUAUUUUCUAUGCAGUUAAUUAUUUAUAUUUUGUUAAUACUAUGUAAUGUGUUUGUCCUGUGAUGGACUAGAAACGGUUUUCAGGGUUUCCCUUGUUUUUGGAUGCUUGGGUAGCACCCAUUACUUUAUUUUAUAGGUUUGUAAAUUCCUAAUAAUGUCUUAAGACGUUUCAUGAAAAAAAAGGAAUUUGGCACUGAUUAUAGGUAAAAGAGAGUGUUCAUUUUGUACUCUUAAAUUGAUUAAAUCAAAUGAAAUGCUAAACUAGCUAAACCAGGAGUUGCUUUUAUUUUGUUAGGUUUAGCCAAAAAUGUGAGAUUUGUCCACAGGCAACCAAAUCAUAAUGUUUCUAAUAAUAAAUGAAUGAUGAGUAGCUAUUUGCUUGUGUGUAAAUGGAGUUCUUCUUUCGAGGACUUUUCCCUGUAAACAGCACCAAAUUUACAUAAGGUCUUUCCAGGAAACUUUAAAGAAAUGAUUAUGAUAUAAUGGGCACCACUGUCGCCACACAGCAACAAGGUUGUGGGUUCAAACCCCGGUUGCCCAGGCCUCUUCUCCCCAUGUCUGUGUGGGUUCUCUCCGGGUGUUCCGGCUUCGUCCCACCGCCCAAAGACGUGCGGCCUAGGUUGAUUGGUGACCCUAAAUUGUCUAUGUGUGGCCCUGUGAUGGAUUGGUGACCUGUCUUUCGCCUGAUGGCCCGAUUGGCUCCAGCGACCCUGUACGCAGGAUAAGCGGUUGACGAUGGAUGGACGACCCCCCCCCAUCACUCGCGUGAUAAAUAACAAAGUCAACAAUGUCUGUUUCUAAAGCAUCUAAAAGAUUUGUGGUCUUCUCUUUAUAAAAUGUGUGAAAUAUUUGUAAGAAAUCAAAUGAAUGUACUGGUGAACUCAAGUGAUCCAACUGUAGUAAGCUAACACCGUGGGGAAAGAAACUUGUGUUAAACUGUCAUAAAAAUAAUAAACAAGCUUUUAUUGAUA
This is a messenger RNA of Micropterus dolomieu (smallmouth bass), 1938 nucleotides long. RefSeq names its product phospholipase A2, group XIIA (gene pla2g12a). The transcript has 4 exons. Gene Ontology annotation, cellular component: extracellular region. The record is from RefSeq and is a predicted model, not a curated record. Gene Ontology annotation, molecular function: A2-type glycerophospholipase activity; calcium ion binding. Bases 180 to 761 code for a protein of 193 amino acids. Gene Ontology annotation, biological process: phospholipid metabolic process; lipid catabolic process; arachidonate secretion. Lineage: Eukaryota; Metazoa; Chordata; Actinopteri; Centrarchiformes; Centrarchidae.